UCCGUUAGGAAGGAGGCGGUUGUUCCGGCCUCUGGAAGUUGGGAUUUGGGCUCGAAGUCUUCUGGUCGCGAUGUCCGGAAGGACGCUGGAUGGAGCUCAGAGAGUGGAUGGGAAGAUGGGAGGGACAGAGGGGCUCGCAGUUGCCCCUGCCUCGCCUGGUGUUGCAGGUAACAUAUACCGAAUAGUUCAGAUGACUGGGCCGGAUGGACAAAAACUUCUGAAGCUGCUUCCAGUUUCUGAAACUUUGGGCAAUGCUGCGCCUUCCAUACAUGCUCCUGUUGUGUCUGAUAAUACAAACGUCAAUGCCUCUGUUUCUGGCCUUGUUUCUUUGAAGACUAUGUUCACAAAGACCACGACUGUGUUCUCAAAUACUACAGCAUCUCCACUUGUUAAUAUCCCUGCACUUCUGACAGGAGCUCCUGGAAACUUAAUUCUCCAAAAUAAGUUGGAUAAAGUGGAACUAGUGAAAGUAACCCACGUUGUUAAUGAGAAUCGGACUAUAACAAGCUCCUCAGCCAUUCAGAAUAAUUAUGUUUCAACUGAUAAAUUAUCCUUUCAAAAGGAUGUGGCCUCAAUGUCAUCAGUCAAUAGCGAUGCUUUAAUGAAUACCAAAAAUCUUCCAGUUGUGAACUCUUCAGUACUGCCUUCUGGGCAUCACCUACAAAUACCUGCUUAUGCAGAAGUGAAAUCUGUUCCAGCAUCUUGUUUGCCCCCAGCUAUCCAACAGAAGAUACUGGCAGUGGCAGUCACAAAUGCCUCUGUGAUACCCAAAGCUGCAAAACCACCAAAUGUUAUUUAUGUAUCACCAGUAAAAACAGUGAAAACACCUGUUUCCAAAUGCUUGCAAUAUACUAAUCCAACACCUGCUGCAGAAAUAGCAAAACCUUUAGUACUGACAUCUGCACAAACAGCAGUCAGUAGUUCUGUUCCAGAUGCAGUAUUACACAAUAGCCAGGGACAAAGGGAGGCUCCUAUGAAAUGGGUUGUCCAAGAAAAUCCACAGUCAUCAGCAUCUUGCCUUGUUCCUGUACGGUCAUCAAAUGACAUGGUAUCAAAAAUGUUAAAAACUUUGGUUGAUAGCAAGAAUGUGAAAAACAAUCCUGCUAGCGCUCUGCCUGCCUGUUCUAGCAGCCUGAGCGAAAGCCAAGCAAAAUUGUCUCCUGUUAAAGAUAAUGCCCUGGUGAUGUAUAAUGGGAAAGUCUAUCUGCUGACAAGAAAAGGAUCCACUACUGAGUCAGGCCCAGAUGACAAGCAGGUAUCAGCCACUGCUGACACAAACGUCAGAAAACACAUAUCACAGGUAACUAGUUCAGUUGGAGAUAACACAAUAACCAGUCAAGUUGUCAAUCUAGUGUUGUCAAAAAAUAAAGGGGUUGCACUUAGUGCAAAGGAUCCAAAAUCAUGUGAGAAUGUUCCGCUACCUCUGUGGUCCGAAUGGAACAAGACCUUAAAAGUGGCACCUAUUUUAACAUCACCACGUGGGAAUCUGCAAAUAGGCUUUGUCAGCCAACAGGAGGCUGUGUCAGCGUCAGAAAAUACUCCUGUUGGAAUAAAAGUUGAUAAAAGAGUGACAGAAAAAGAUCUGAACGUCAACAUCAUACAGAAAACUCUUUCUCCUAAGACUGUUGCUUUACACUCAUCUACAUCUGAUGUUUCCAAAGAUGAAGAACAAAAGAUUGAGAAGAUAAACUCAACAGGAAUGGCUAUCAAACAAAGGAAAGUGCAACACAGAAAACAGUACACUGAGAUCAGAAAGAAAUUUGGUCUAUUAAAAGAGGAGAGAGUAUACCUCAGGAGACUACCUUUAUUAAAUUCUGUUAUAAAAACAGAAGAAAUAGAGUUGUCCAAUAAUGUACAUACGAAUGACUCUUGCAGAUUGCUGCAGGCAAUAACUGUGAAACCUGAGUCUGAAGAAGAGGAAAUGGUACUUGGGAAGCAGGACUCAAACAUGAAGAGGAAUGCAGAACUACCUGAGCCAGUGCUAGAAAAUGCAAAGAGGAGGAAAACCUUGGGUCCAAGUUUAGACCAUGAUAACCCUUCUUCAGUGAUGGAUAACCUAGUUAGCUUUUGCGGACAAUUUUUGUCACAGCAAGAAAAUCCUACAGUCUCAUUGCUGUGUUCUUCGAAUGGGGGUUCUGACCCAAAUACUUGUAUGCAAAGUAGUGAAGACAGUGAGGUUUUGUGUCCUACUUCACAUGGCAUUACAAAUGAAACACCUUUUAGUGCCAGUUCUCUUGGAGAAGACUGUUUUCUGUUUAGUCCUCCAGACUUAGAAGAAACGAUAAAAGAUGAAAAAAUAGAAAGACUUAAACUCCUUCUGAAGAAACACGAGGCAGCACUGGAAGACGUGUGCAAGAAACAGGAGACCUGACAAAAUGAGGACAUAGUACAGAAAUGUAAUUGAAAAGAGUAAUUGUUUGUGAAAUGGAAUACAAAUGGUCGCAUAAAUAGGAUGAAUAUAGUUCCUUUUAAAAUUUGAUGAUAAACCUCAAACCUGUAGAAUAACUGAGCUGAAUAACACCUGGAUUUUGUCCAUGUCUGUAGAAGAUGAAAUAAUGAAAUUGUUAUGAGAGAAAAAACAGCAUCUAUGUUUUGAGAAAGGAGAAAGUGUUCAGCAAGAUGACCUGAAGAGAAGAUUCCUGUUUGUUUCAGAAAAGUGAGCAAGAGUCAGUGCAUCUGUGAAAAAGAAGCUUUCAAUGAAAAGUAAAUCCUGCUGACUGAAGAUCUGUAAAAGAAAACCACAUAUUGAAGAAUUAGCCCUGGAGUGAAACCCUAUCAAUGUGUUGAAUGUGAAAAGAGUUUCAAGUAGACUUCAGAAAUGAUGAAACUCCAAGUAACAUAACAGUCCUCACCCAUUAUUUUUAUGAACGGGCUCGUUCUGGUGCUAAAAUAGUACAAGUUUAUUGUCUGGGAUAGGUAAUCAUAGCGCAGCCACAACAGAGAGGAAGAUGUAGCAUUUUAAUGACUUGGGGAAACCCAGACGGGGGCAGUAAAGCAUCCUCUUGCGAUCACUUCUCUGCUGGGAGAUCCUGCUUUUGCCUCUAAGGCCUCAACACCCAAAGUGCGCAAACCCAAAUGAGGGGUGCAGUCAGCAAGCCUCUGAUCUAUAACUGGUAAUAUUGGCGAAUUGGGUUGUGAUGGGAACUAGAGAGAAAGCCCCCCACUCCACCCUCAACUGGGGUGACUCCCAGUCUACAGUCCAAGAUACACGGACAUGCAACUGUGUAUGCCCUUGUUCCAGUCUUUUUCUGGCUCUGCCUGCUCUAGUUUUUGGUAAUGUAAUCAAGUCCUGGAACUUCAAGGCAAUGAACCCCCCGGAGGUGUGCAGAGGAAUGGAUGAUGUUCAGGUAAAACGAUAAGGACUGGGUUAUGUUCAGCAAAGAAGCACUGUUUUAUUUGUUUUCACUAGCUAAACCUGCCAUAGUUCCCUUUUCUGUGUUUGCUACCUUUCUGUGCUUCCUGUUUAACUCGAUGUUAUUGAAAUAAAACUCAUAGAAACUGAAGUGCCCGAUCCUUGGAGGUGAAGGAUCCCUUUAGAAUAAAUGUCA
This is a messenger RNA of Gekko japonicus, 3548 nucleotides long. It is a transcript of the gene LRIF1, whose product is annotated as ligand dependent nuclear receptor interacting factor 1. NCBI's taxonomy places the organism in Eukaryota, Metazoa, Chordata, Lepidosauria, Squamata, Gekkonidae. The record is from RefSeq and is a predicted model, not a curated record. Gene Ontology annotation, molecular function: nuclear retinoic acid receptor binding. The transcript has 5 exons. Bases 71 to 2371 code for a protein of 766 amino acids. Gene Ontology annotation, biological process: regulation of DNA-templated transcription.